AUGGGUGUGACAGGCCUUUGGACCGUAGUCGCACCGACAGCGCGACCGACCCAACUUGCGUCUCUGAAUCGGAAACGCCUGGCCGUCGAUGCCUCGAUAUGGAUAUACCAGUUCCUGAAAGCGGUGCGUGACAAAGAAGGAAACGCCCUACGCAACAGCCAUGUCGUCGGCUUCUUCCGACGCAUAUGCAAACUCCUGUACUUCGGCAUCAAACCCGUCUUUGUCUUUGACGGCGGCGCUCCCAUCCUCAAACGUGAAACCGUUCGGAGGCGAGCGAGGAGACGGGAAGGUCGGAGGGAAGAUGCCGCGCGCACGGCGGGCAAGCUACUCGCCGUGCAGGUCGCGCGGGCGGCCGAGGAGGAGGAAAAGAGGAGGCGCGCCGCGAGAGAACACACACCCCUCGAAGAGGAAAUACCCGCCGAUCAGGAGCUUGUCUAUGUCGAGGAGAUUGGCAUGACGGCUAAGGAGAGGCAGGCGGGCAGAGGGUUCAAGCGUAAAGAUCAAUAUCACCUGCCGGAUCUUGAUGUCAGUAUCGAGACAAUGGGCGCCCCCAACGAUCCGCGGAUCAUGUCUCAGGCAGAGCUUGAGGAGUAUGCUCGUCAGUUUCACAGUGGUGAGGAUAUCAACGUUUAUGAUUUCAGCAAGAUCGACUUUGAGAGUCCGUUCUUCAUGUCUCUACCGCCGGGCGAUCGGUACAACAUUCUCAAUGCGGCACGGUUGAGGUCGAGAUUGAGAAUGGGGUAUACCAAGGACCAGCUCGAUGGGAUGUUUCCCGAUCGCAUGGCUUUCUCCAAGUUCCAGAUCGAGCGUGUGAAGGAGCGGAACGAACUGACUCAGCGACUCAUGCACAUCAACGGAAUGGCGGAGGAUUUUCUGAACCAAGGCGGCAGGAUUGCUGGUGAGAAGGGCAAAGAAUACAUCUUGGUCAAAAAUGAUGGUGUUGACGGUGGCUGGGCUCUGGGUGUGGUCUCGAACAAGAAAGGCAGUCGUAGAGAGAAUGCCAUUGAUCUUGAAGAAGAGGACGAGAAUUCUGAUGAUCUGGUCAAAGAUUCAGACGAGGAGGAAGAGUUCGAGGAUAUUGCUAUUGAAGGCCUCAAUCGACUGCCGAAGAACUUGCAGCGUAAGCGCAAAGCUGUGGAUUACGAUAUGUCCUACGAGGAGGCUGCGGAACAGAUUGCACGUAAACGAAGAGCAGUGUACGAGGCGAGGAAAGAUGCUGCGGCGUCUCGACCGGCUGUGCGUCCAGCUCCGGAGCCAAAGCCAGCAGUUGCAGCUGGAGAAUCUUUAUUUGUACCUGAGGAAAAUGCUGGAGACGAGGAUGAUGACAAUGAGUUGUUCGAGGAUGUUCUUCCCAUCGUGCCUGAGCAGGAAGAAGAGGAUGAUGCUCUUCAGCGAGCAAUUGCCAUGUCUCUGGAGCAGACCGAGCAAGAUGAAGCUGCUGGUGGGUUUGUUGCCGAGGAUUCUUCGAAAGGACCCUUUUCUGACAUGGACGAUGACGACGGAUUCGACCUACAGGCCGCCCUUGCUGAAUCAAGGCAAUCAGAGCAUACCGCGAAGACCGAUGUGCGACCCAAACGGCAAGAGCAGAAGGCAUCACUUCCAACACCCAAGUUUGAUGGUCCUUUGCCAUUUGAGUCAUUAAAUCUUGGACAAUCACUCCUAGGCAAGAAGAAGUCGAAGAAAGUCGAAGAAGACUUAGCAGGAGGCUUUGAUCGAGACCUCGGUGGCGACACAUUCCGCAAGGAACGAUCUCCACAACCUCUUCCCGAUUGGUUUAACGCCGCUCCAUCAACGAGAGAUUUGAAGCAUAAUACGAUUGCGGAUGAGGGUGAUGAGGACGAUCAUGUCACCUAUGGUCGGGAGGAUGUGGAUAGACGAGCGACGAUUCGUCGCCAUGCCACAAAGGAGGUCAUUGAUUUGGAGGCAGAGGAUGGUGAAGGCACAAGUCAAGCUCCAAUUACCCUGGGCGAAGACGAUGAGGUAGAAGUCGAGGAAGAAUUUCAAGAUCUGACUCAACUAUCUCAAGCCACAGACACCUUCCCACCUACCCAGCCAGAACAGCCAACUGACGCUCUCAUUGAGAUCAAAGAUCCAGAACAACGCAAGAGAGACGAAGAACGCGAGCAGCGGUAUGCACUGGGAAGAGCAAUCGCCGCGGAAAACACCUCCCAAGAAAUUUCAAUGUCUGAUGUGGCCGAAAAGGUUCAGGCGGAGCCACCAAAACCAUCGGAGAUUGCGAACUUCGUCCCAGACGCACCACCCUCGCCACCUCGCAUCGAUGCGCUUGGCCUCGAAGAAAGCGAUCAUGGAGGUAUAGAAUGGAGUGAGUCUGACCCUGGCGAUGUUGGAAGUCCUGGCUCGCUAGGGACAAUUGAAGAUGAGCCAUCCACGAGUAAGCCUGCACAACUUACGACUGAGCCAACCCGCGAAGACGAGGAUGGAGACGAAGCAUUCGAGGACGUGGAUGUGCAAGCUCCGACCACCCUUCGGCAGGAAGACAGCUUCAUGGUGCGUCAAAGUCAGCAAGCGGAAGAUGACGAUGAUGCUGAUGAAAAUUUUCCCUCUGCCCUGGUCGAGGACGCAGAAUCUCCGACUGCCCCUGCAGCUUCGACCCGUCAAGUCGCAUCUGGCCAGGAUGAGAUUGAAUUCGAAGACAUGUCUGAGUCUGAAGAAGAGUUGAUCCGACAACUAGAGAUCGAAGCGAAUGAACACGCACGGUUUGCAUCGUCACUCAACAAUCAGAGGACGACAGCUCAAGCUGUACGUGACUACGAGAUGGAACUAAAGCAAUUACGCUCACAGCAGAAGAAAGACCGUCGUGAUGCAGAUGAGGUCACGCAGGUCAUGGUACAAGAAUGCCAGGCUCUUUUGCGGCACUUUGGACUUCCAUAUAUUACUGCACCUAUGGAGGCGGAAGCGCAAUGUGCGGAGCUUGUACACCUUGGUCUUGUGGAUGGUAUCGUGACUGAUGACUCGGACAUUUUCCUCUUUGGUGGCACAAGAAUCUACAAGAACAUGUUCAAUGCCGCAAAGUUUGUCGAAUGCUAUAUUGCUACCGAGCUUGAGAAGGAGUUCCUACUGGACCGUAGACGACUCAUUCGGUUUGCUCACCUCUUGGGAAGUGAUUAUACCGAGGGUAUUCCUGGCGUGGGACCUGUUACCGCACUCGAAAUCUUGACAGAGUUUGACACCCUGACAGAUUUCAAGGAGUGGUGUUCCAAAGUUCAACUGGGUCGUCCGAAGGAUCUCGAAGGCCAAUUGACGACCCCGUUUCGGCGCAAGUUUCGCAACACCGUUCAGAAGCGCAUUUUCUUGCCACCUGGCUUUCCCGAUCCGCGUGUGGAUGAUGCGUACUUGAACCCGGAGGUCGACUCCAGCCCAGAGCCGUUCCAGUGGGGAUUGCCAGAUUUGGAUAAGUUGAGAGGAUUUCUCAUGGCGACUAUCGGAUGGAGUCCAGAACGUACUGAUGAAGUACUCGUUCCUGUCAUCAGAGACAUGAACAAAAGAGAGACGGAGGGGACCCAAAGUAAUAUCACGAGAUUCUUCUCUGGUGGUGUCGGCGCAGGCGGAAGAGGCAUCGGUGGCAGGAGCUCGGGGCUGGCGAUAGGAGGUGAAAACAUUCCCACCAAUGGUAGAACCCUGCAGGAGCCAACAGCACCUCGGAAUCGCACGGGCAAGGAGUCUGGACGGAUGAGGAAUGCUUUCAAGAGGCUCAGAGGCGAGGCCGAGAAGCGGCGGAAAGGUCUGGACGACGAGGAGUACGACGAAGUUGACGAUCCAGACGAGGUCGCUGGGUUGGCUGACCCUGCUUUCGUGGAGGAGCAACUUGAUGAAAGUGAUGCUACUCCAGUUAGCAAUGAGUUGGGACGCGGAAAGGGCAAAGGAGCAUCCCGGCCAAAGAGAGGUAGACGGGCUGCGGAAGAGGCGGACAAUGAUGAACCUGAUGAUCACGACUUGACGGCAGAAGACGAACGGGAGGCUUCCAUCGAGGGGGUUGAUGAGGAGGAUAAUGAUGAGGAAGGGCGGAUCUCCAGACGCCGAGCCAAAGUUGCUCCGAAGAAGAAAACCGUGACGAAAAGGAGAAAAGCAAAAGCAUGA
Messenger RNA from Exophiala bonariae, 4098 nucleotides. RefSeq lists its product as uncharacterized. The transcript has a single exon. Gene Ontology annotation, molecular function: single-stranded DNA binding; DNA endonuclease activity. Gene Ontology annotation, biological process: nucleotide-excision repair. Bases 1 to 4098 code for a protein of 1365 amino acids. The record is from RefSeq and is a predicted model, not a curated record. Gene Ontology annotation, cellular component: nucleus. Lineage: Eukaryota; Fungi; Ascomycota; Eurotiomycetes; Chaetothyriales; Herpotrichiellaceae.